Messenger RNA from Aspergillus ibericus CBS 121593, 1321 nucleotides. Its product is annotated as allantoicase. The record is from RefSeq and is a predicted model, not a curated record. Gene Ontology annotation, biological process: allantoin catabolic process. Lineage: Eukaryota; Fungi; Ascomycota; Eurotiomycetes; Eurotiales; Aspergillaceae. The transcript has a single exon. Bases 158 to 1246 code for a protein of 362 amino acids. Gene Ontology annotation, molecular function: allantoicase activity.
UCGCUUCCACUGCUCCCCAAUUACUUAAAUCGCGUCAUUUCCUGGUUUCAUUCAGCCACCUCUCUCUCUCUCUCUCACUUAUCAUAUUACUCCUAGGAGAAGAAACCUACCAUACUAAAUUACCUAUCCAAUUGACACCACCACCACCACCACCACCAUGUCCUCAGAAUCCUACAUCCCCGCCUCCGCCAUCGACACCACCUUCGCGCACACCACCAACCUCACCUCCAGCGCCCUCAACAGCACCAUCCUCUCCUGCAGCAACGAAUACUUCGCCGCAGCAUCGAACCUCCUCACCCCGACCCCACCCAUCAACCGCCCCGGCGUCUUCAUCCACACCGGCGCAUGGUACGACGGGUGGGAAACCCGCCGCCACAACCCCGCCCCCUACGACUGGGUCGUGAUCAAGCUCGGCGUGAGCAGCGCCUCCAUCCAGGGCGUGGAAAUCGACACGGGGUUCUUCACGGGCAACUACGGCGAGAAGGCCUCGUUGCAAGCGACGUAUGUGGAACCGGGGACGGUCUCGGAUGAGGUCGUUGCGGGGGAGGGGUAUGAUGGGUGGGUGACGGUGUUGUCGCCGGUGGAGUGUGGGCCGGCGCAGCGACGGGCGUGGAAGGUCGAGGGGGAGGAGAAGGUGAAGGGUCCGUGGACGCAUGUCCGGUUGUUGAUGUUUCCCGAUGGUGGGUUUGGGCGGUUGAGGGUGUAUGGGAAUGCCAUUCCGCCGCCGAAGCCGGUGGUGGGGGUGGAAGGGGGUGUGGAGGGGGAGGAGGAGUUGAGUUCGGCGUUGGUGGGGGCGGUCGCGCUGGGGGCGUCGGAUCAGCAUUAUACGCCGUGUUCGAAUCUGUUGUUGCCCGGGAGGGGGAAGGAUAUGGGGGAUGGGUGGGAGACGGCGCGGUCGAGGACGAAGGGACAUGUGGAUUGGGCGAUUGUGAAGCUCGGGUUGGAGGGGGAGGUCAGUCGGGUGGUGGUGGAUACGAAGGAUUUUAGAGGGAACUUUCCCCGGGCGGUUCGGGUGCAUGGGUUGGUGAAGGGCAGUGUGGGAGAGGGGGAAGUGCCUGGACAUGAUCAUCCCGGGUGGGUGGAGGUGGUCAAGGGGGAUCAGCCGUGUCAGGCGGAUACCGAGCAUGUGUUUGAGGGCGAAGAGGUGGUGGCGGGGGCCAGGACGUUCACGCAUGUCAAGUUGACCCUGGUGCCGGAUGGAGGGGUCAAGCGGUUCCGCAUCUUUGGACGACGGAGCGUUGCGUAGGUGGGGGAGACUGACUGUGAUGUUUGUACAUGAAUUACUCUAUGGAUCAAUGACAGAACUCUUCAUAUGACGGAA